This is a messenger RNA of Oreochromis niloticus (Nile tilapia), 1741 nucleotides long. Its product is annotated as geminin. The transcript has a single exon. The coding region runs from base 961 to 1428 and encodes 155 amino acids. The record is from RefSeq and is a predicted model, not a curated record. NCBI's taxonomy places the organism in Eukaryota, Metazoa, Chordata, Actinopteri, Cichliformes, Cichlidae. Gene Ontology annotation, biological process: negative regulation of DNA replication; negative regulation of cell cycle. Gene Ontology annotation, cellular component: nucleus.
GCGGACACUGGUCGAGUGAAAGGUGCAAUGUGUGAGUUUAAAGCAGUGGUUCCCAAAGUGGGGGGCGCGCCCCCUAGGAGGAGUGCAGUAUGAAUUAGAAAAAAAAAAGUUUUUUUGGAAGGGCUCCCACACAAACGCAAAGCAGAGGUUGAAGCAUCACCAAAUAUGCUUCCAAACCAACUUCCAAGACAAAGACUAGAAAAUAUGAUGAAGCAUAUCUUGCCUUUGGCUUCACCUGCACAACAGCCGUCGUGCCAAGGUAGGGAUCCCCGACAGAAUUCGUUUCCCCUGCGUCAGGAGCACAUGUUAGGCUCUCCAAAUCACGACUAAACAGUAUCCCACAUUCUUGAUUUUUAGUUCACAAACACUUCUUAUAGCGACUAACUACUCCUGCAACUUUGGAGGUUUUAGCUCUUUAUACAGUGAAGUUACAGGAGGAUAAAAAUAAUUAUCAGGCAAAAUGUCCUUUGUUUGUUAAAAUAAUCUCGUCCAAUACCACGUGAGAACAAUAAAUAUAUUAUAUUAUCUGCUGUAACCCUCAAACUGAAUGGUAAUGUAACGAAACCCCUUUUUCACUUUUUCACAAACCUAAAACAUCGCUACUUCCACGUCUAAUUGUCUCUGAUGGAGACGGAGUAAACUGGACUCGCACUCCGUGCCCAGUAAAUUAUUCAAUAAAGAUUGCUAUGCUAUGCAUAUAUUACAGGACAUUAAAAGUCCAACUUCAAAUGUCAGUGUACAUCGUUUCGAAAGCAGUUUCCUCUGACAGGAAACCCACAUACAAACUCCAUGGUAGAUCCAAUAGUCUUUUGAGAAGUUGUGAGAAGCUCUUUUCACACCUCUCACAACUUCUCAAAAACACUCCUGCAAGUUCGUCAGUUUAACUCAGACCUGGGGGGGGCGGUUAACUCAGGCAGGAAUUGGACAGCUGAGCAAAUCAGAGGUUCAAAGAGAGUCAAGAUGGAAGUCAAAUCCACUCAAACAGAAGCAGCUGAUGGGUUAAUAGAUGGCAUGUCCAAAGAAGCAUAUGAGCUCAUGGUCAAAGAAACUCCAACUUCCACCUACUGGAAAGAGGUAGCAGAGGAGCAACAGAAAGCACUGUACAAUGUUCUACAGGAGAAUGAGAAGCUCCACAAAAGCAUAGACGACAGAGAUGAGCAGAUAACGAAGCUUCAGAGUGAAAAUGAAGAGCUGCAGGAGCUUGCUCAACAUGUCCAGUACAUGGCUGACAUGACUGAGAGACUGACUGGGAAAUCUCCUGACAAUCUGGAUGAGCUCAGAGGAAUUGCCCUUGAUGAAGAUGAGGCUGAACAUGAAGACUACGACGACUUGGCAGAUCAGAGUGAAAACGAUCCAGACUACAGUCACGGCUCUGCAGAAGAGCUAUCAGAUGAUGAAGAACCAGGACCCUCAGGACUCCAGAACUAAUACUGCAUAACUUUGACAUUUUGACCUGAGUAAGCUUUGACUGCAACGAGUACUUCGUUUGAAGGAGAUGAGCUUUAAAGAUGUGUAUGUACUCUAAAUUCAGCCUGCAAUUUUUUUUAAAAUAUAUUUUUUCAUCAUUGCUUGCUCAGGUUUUUAAGGGUCUUAAGAAACUAAGCUAGUGAAGCCUUCCUUUAACAGAAGACCCCUUGAUGUGUCAUAGGAAGACAAGUACAGAUGUGAACUAAGCUGCUGGCACCUGAAAGACUUGUCAGGGUGUCCACAACCAUUAGUCUAAAACAGCGGUCCCCAACCU